AUGAAAGAGAAAAGAAGAAGGCGGUUUAGACGCCUGUGAAGAAAGUCACUGAAGACGAGUGGAAAGGUGGACAAAAAAAGAGUUUCAGUAUUUGUCUGAAACUCCUGGAUAAAAGUCUUUUCCCUGUUUGGAAUGAUCUGAAUGUUUCAAGCUUCAAAUCAGGAUGUUUGUUUUCAUCUGGUUAAUCGUGUCUCUCCCUACUGGCAACGGUGCAUUACAAUGGAAAAUCCCCUGUCAACAGGAAGGUUAUUGUGUUUCUUUCAAUGAGGAUGAAAUAAGAGCAGAAGCUGGACUCUGUGCUGUGAUACCAUGCUCUUUCACAUCUUUCUUUGUACCCGAACAUAUUAUUUGGUAUAAAUGUGAAAAACUUGAGGACAAUUGUGCCAAAUCUGUCCCUGUAUUUCACUCUGACAAGAACGAGGAAAACAUUCAACCUGGGUUCAAAGGUCGUGUGUCACUGCUGCACCUGAACAUGACUGAGAAGAACUGCAGCAUGGUGAUCAAUGAUCUUCAGAAAUCUGAUUCUGGAUCAUAUCAGCUCCGAGUUGUGGGAAAAGAAACAGGAGAAGCAUUUGCAUAUCUUGCAAAAACAAAACUCUCAUUAGUAGAUCUGAACCAAAAGCCCUCAGUGAUGAUUCCUCCACUGACUGAGGGACAGCAGGCCUCUCUGACCUGCACUGCUCCUGGUCUCUGCUCUGGGUCUCCUCCUAAAAUCACCUGGAUGUGGAGAGGAGAAGGAGAGAAUGAUUCUUACAUCAUAGGAAACAUUACUGCUUUAAAAACAGAGAAUCUGACUGCUUUCACAAAGAGACAUGUCUCAACUCUGACCUUUAACGCAUCAACUGAUCACCACAACACCAGUAUAACCUGCAAAGUCAGCUUCACAGGCGACAUAAAUAUAAAUGAGACUGUGACUCUGAAUGUGACAUAUGCAAGAAAACCUCAGAUCUCUGGCAGGACAACCGUCAUGGAGGGAGACAAUCUGAAUCUGACCUGCAGUGUUGACAGUGUUCCUCCAUCAGUCAUCACAUGGACUAAAUCUAGAAAACAAGCCGAACAGCAGAGUUACAAUGUAUCUAAAAAUUGUGGCAGCAGUAAAAUCUGUCAGCGACAAAAAAGAAGUUGCUUGUUUUCCGUCACUAAUGUGACAACAGAAGAUGCUGGUCUUUAUAUCUGCACAGCAAAACAUCUGAACAACACUCAGAGAGAAACAAUUACUGUAACAGUGACAUAUGCAAGAAAACCUCAGAUCUCUGGCAGGACAACCGUCAUGGAGGGAGACAAUCUGAAUCUGACCUGCAGUGUUGACAGUGUUCCUCCAUCAGUCAUCACAUGGACUAAAUCUAGAAAACAAGCCGAACAGCAGAGUCACAAUGUAUCUAAAAAUUGUGGCAGCAGUAAAAUCUGUCAGCGACAAAAAAGAAGUUGCUUGUUUUCCGUCACUAAUGUGACAACAGAAGAUGCUGGUCUUUAUAUCUGCACAUCAAAACAUCUGAACAACACUCAGAGAGAAAAAAUUACUGUAACAGUGACAUAUGCAAGAAAACCUCAGAUCUCUGGCAGGACAACCGUCAUGGAGGGAGACAAUCUGAAUCUGACCUGCAGUGUUGACAGUGUUCCUCCAUCAGUUAUCAAGUGGACUAAAUCUGGAAUAGAAAUCAAAUGGCAGGACAACAUUUUAAGCAAAGCAGAAAGCAGAAAAGUCUACCUGCUGGAAAAAAGUGGAUGUGUCUCUUUUUCCUUCAUGAAUGUAACAUCAGAAGAAGCUGGACGUUACAUUUGUACAGCAACGUAUCAGAAUGAAAGCAUGACAGAAGAAGUCCAUGUUAAAGUGACUUCUUAUCAUGAGAAACAUUGUGUUUCUGGCUUUGGAGCUCUUCCCUGGGUCAUUGCUGGUGUUUCACUCAGUGUACAUGUUUUCUGUAUGAUCUACAUUUGGCACCUUUGGAACACAAGAAAAAAAACAAACCUCACUGAAGAUCAAACUUAUUUGUCUCUGCAAAAACGUGAUACAUCAGCAGAGUAUGAUGUUAUUGUCCAAAGACCACAGUAACAUGCUUCCAGAGAUCAUUCUCACUUGGAUCUUACAUAAAGAAAAAUAUGUAUAUAUAUAAAAUCAAUUUCAGUAUUCUACAUGCAAUAGAAGAGUGGAUUUAUGUUUUCUAGAAUAAGAAAAAUGUUUUGAUCCACAAUUGUUAAAUAAAAAGAAAUAGUAAGUGUCUCUAGAUAAGAAUAAGAUAUACCAUAUAAUAUAACAAGAAUGAUGAAUAUUGUAUAGAUUUGUGUUCUGGAGUGCUUCAAUAGCUUUUACCAUUUCUAAUCAGCACAAAUAAAAUAUAUUUUAACAUUUAAGCAUCUUAGCUUUUAACAGUACUGGUUGUUUCAAUAGAAUAACAAUAUUUUACAUCUCACAUAACAAACUGUACUUUGUUGUUAUGCCCAAACAUUUUGAGACCAAGAGCUACUUUUUCCCACACCAGCCGGCUGAGAGCUACCACGUGUCAAAAUAGAUUAUAAAUGAAACUCUAUUGACUUAUUUUAUAUAAGUUAUAAUAAGUUAUAGCAGACAUAUUAAAGAGAUAGAAAACCUAAAUUCUGACAUUGGGAGAGGGUUGCUAGUUUGUCCUAGUCGGGCCAGCAGGAUUCAGUGGUUGAUUAGCUAAUUUCAACACCUGAUCUGCUAGUGACCUGUCAGAGAGUCGGCCUGUGGGUCGCCUAUUUUUUGCUAAUGGAACCAAAAUUGGCACACAGAAUCGAUGCAACACCUUAUUGAAACAAUAAUUACAGUGACUAUUGUUUUUGUCGGAUCACUUGGGACAUUAUUUUAAUUCAUUUAAACAAGUUUGUUGAGUUAUUCUUCAUGUCUUUUAAAAAAAUUUAGGAUCUUAGUGAAUACUUUGAUUUGCGUGUAAGAAGAGAUCGUCUCAGCCUCCUGGUGGAGUUCAGUUUUUUGUUACCAGAAGACGAUACUGCCGAGAUCAACUCAAAACCUUCCUGAGAUCGACUAGUGAAUCGUGACCGAUGUAUUGAGCACCCGUAACAGUAGCAAUCAUACUGCAAUUAUUGCUUACUGUAAAGUGUGCUGGCCUAUUUUGCAUACAGCUACAAAUGUCAAUUUAAAAUUUCAAAUAAAGAGCGUCGGUGAAAAUGCGUUUAUUAUUAACUCUUUGAUACUACUUACUUAAAGUGGAGUGGACAUCUUUGCAGUUGUGUGCUUAUAAAUAGUAAAUGACCUGUAGUCCAGAUGGUCCUAAAGUGCUCCACACUACAUUCACUCACUCAUCCAUUGAUAAAUACAUUGUAGCCACAGCUUCCCUGGGGCAGUCUGACAAAAGUGGAGCUGCUCUACAUGUGGCCCAUUUGAUAAGUCACAUUAUGUUGAUUUUGUGUUUCUAGCACAAUAAUUCUAUAUAGGCUGUAUAUUGGCAAUGACAAUGGUUUUCUUUUCUUCAAAGAAACACACACACACAAAAACAGCAAAGCCCACUGAGAACGAUCAAACUUACAUGUUUCCUAAAAUAUUCAUUUAUUUAUUUAUUUAUACCUUAAAUAAGAAGCUAAAUGCAAAUGGUAGACCACUAAGUUCAAUCAUGGCUGUGAAUUAAAUGCAUAAAAACAAAGUUAUGAAAGUUGCACAUUGCCUUAGCCACAGAAAAAGUGCAAAGCAACAACAUACUUACAAACCAACUUCCCCAUUCUUAAUGGUGCAGAAACAGGAAGAAAUAUAGAAAGAAGACAAGAAUGCAGUUUCACCUUCAGUGAAGAGAUUCACUGAAGACAAAACAGAGGUAAAUAAAUCUUUGAUUAAUGCAAUGCAGUUUAGCCCACAUCAGACUG
This is a messenger RNA of Xiphophorus maculatus (southern platyfish), 3837 nucleotides long. RefSeq names its product sialic acid-binding Ig-like lectin 10. NCBI's taxonomy places the organism in Eukaryota, Metazoa, Chordata, Actinopteri, Cyprinodontiformes, Poeciliidae. The transcript has 9 exons. Bases 164 to 2053 code for a protein of 629 amino acids. The record is from RefSeq and is a predicted model, not a curated record.